AUGAACGCACCUGACUUGAAUGAGAUAUAUCGUAUGCAGCCAAACGAGCAGAAAAUUCUAUGUGAAGAGAAUGGGAAUGUUUGCAAGUUUACUUUUGUCAAAGAAGACCACACGGCAGGGAAUAUGAUUCGAGUUGAACUUCUUAACGACAAACAUGUCAUCUUUGCAGGAUAUAGACAACCACAUCCACUCAAAUAUGUGAUCGAAAUGACAAUCCGUACCGACGGCGUCAUCACACCAAAAGUCGCUUUGGAAAACGCGCUCGACAGAAUUAUCAGAAAGGUCAAGCUUGCCAAGGAAGAUUUUGACCAAGCCACUGAAAAUUUAGAUUGA
Messenger RNA from Entamoeba invadens IP1, 333 nucleotides. RefSeq names its product DNA-directed RNA polymerase II subunit RPB11, putative. Gene Ontology annotation, biological process: transcription by RNA polymerase II. Bases 1 to 333 code for a protein of 110 amino acids. Gene Ontology annotation, cellular component: RNA polymerase II, core complex. NCBI's taxonomy places the organism in Eukaryota, Evosea, Mastigamoebida, Endamoebidae. The transcript has 2 exons. Gene Ontology annotation, molecular function: protein dimerization activity. The record is from RefSeq and is a predicted model, not a curated record.